AUGGUGCGUCGGGGUAUCUUCACCAUAUCUCCUUCUGCCAAGAAGAACAAGGAAAGUCCUUCUCGGAACAACAACAAUAAUAAUAACAACAGCAACAACAAGCAGUCCAACAAGGGACGCCAAAAUCUGACCAGCAAUGUUCGUCCACCAGACUGGAAACACCACCACCAGCAUUCACAGCAUCGUUGGGAAGAUGACAAGCAAGAAAUGGUAUCCGAUGAUUCAGUGCCACCGGCUCCACCAGAUCAAAAGAGUACAGAUAGCAAGAGCAGGAAUAGUGGAAAAGGUUGGAACAAGCAGCAACAACAGCAACAACAACAACCACCCAUGGCUCGCGUCAAGGUCAGUACCAAGGCAAACUCCCCGGCCCAUUCCACAGCCACAUGGGAUCCCAUGACGGAAAUCCCCAAGGGAAGUGUCCAACAAAACCCAUUCUUGGCCAAGAACAGCAGCAGCAGCAGCAAGUUGGAUGAAAACAACCGUCCCGUCAUGUCCCAAGCUCAAGCCCUAAGUGUCACACAAGAACGAGCGAAACGAUUGCAGGCCAUGGAAUCACAAAUGAGUGGACAACAACAGCAGACUCCCACGCCCAGCAAACGGGGUCCUCGUGGCUUUUUUGGACGCAGCAAUAGUAAAAGCAUGAGCAUUGCCAACGAAUCCCCCAAGUCCAUCUACUCGGCAAUCGAUGACAAGCAAGGAAAGAAGAAAAAGGGACUCCUCAAGUCCUUCUUUGGGGGUGGCAGUAAGCACAGCAAGCACCACAAACUGCAGCAACAGCAACAGCCGCCACAACCGCCACAGCGGGUCCCGUCAUCUCCCCAGCCUCCAUCAUCGCCCAUUGUCUUGGAGAUGGAGUCUCCGGCUACAUUUACCGUGGGGGACGUUAUCGAUUCUCCCGGGCGCUUGUCUGUCAACAAAAUGAAAGAACGUUUCGAGACAACCAGCAGUCAGGCCAGUCAAAGCACUUCUCGCAACAGCAAGAACAAGUCCAAACCACUCAUCACGACAAAGUUAUCGGAGUCCAAUCCAGAAGCAUUUGAAUCCAGUUUGUUGGAGUUGGCCACCAUUGAUCAACCGGCACAACAAAAGACGCCCACGUACUUUUCCAACCACCACCAUAGACCGCGGAGAGAGUCGGCAGAGGAUGAUUGCGAUGACACCACGGUCAGCAACUUGACCAAUCCAACGUACUUUCAGACGCUUGACCCCAAGUCGUGGGCAACAAUGACCAUGGAGGAGGUCGCACAACAGCAUCAUAUACCCAAGAGCCCCAGCACUCCUGAUCCCAAAAUUCAAAAGAUUGACGAGGAAGGACCCUCGUCGCCGGAUAUGGGUGACUUCUUCAUGGCGGACAAGGCUUCCAUGGAUUCGUGGGAAAAGAAUGAUACCUUUUCCGAUCCGUUCUUUGCAAAGUCUUCCAAUAAAAAGAAACCCUUUCCCAAAUCAUCAGAGGAGCUCUUUGGGGGUGCCAGCACGGACGACGAUGCCACGGCGCUGUUUGGAAAGGACACUGCCUUUCCGACCUUUGAAGACGAGAUGAAGACGGAUGACUUCCAGACAAUGGCCAAACCCGACGGAAUGGACACGACACCGUCGCGACCACCAAGACCAGCGGCUGCUCAGCCCAUGUCUCCCAAGGUCACGUCUCCGACACCAGAAGCUCGAGGUCGAGUCCCAACGACGGAAUCACCGUCUACAAAACUUACGAGGCAGACGCUUCGGUCCAUGUCGCCAUCGGCUAGACGCAAACUUCGAUCACGGUCGCCUUCCAAUGUGCCAUCCGUCAAGCCUCUGCCACCGACAACAAAUGUAGUUCAACAAGCAAAGGCUCAAUUUGAAUCCAACAAGAAACCUCCUGCUCCGAGUUCUCUCGUGUCGCCCAGUAGUACAAUGAAGAAGGCGCCGACAACGGUCCCGCACAAAGAAAGUGUGACCUCUCCUGCUCCAGAAGAGGGAAAAGCCAGUCAACCUGGGAAUGUCCGAUCAGUGCGAAGGAACCGUUCCAUCCGCAAGUCCAUGAGCAAUCGGUCCAUCACAAGGCAAGUCUCUAGUAGCAGCACCUCAAAAGAUGAAGAGCCGGAGGUGGAACACAAAGCUCCGAACCGCGCUGCAGAGACCAACAACAGGACGAGCGCAAAUCAACAGAAUACAUACAAUGCACGUAAACGUGAUCAGGAAAUUGAAGACAAGCUGGCAAAAGCAAAGGCUGUUGUGAAGAAAAGCGAAAACAGAUUACGCAGCAGCAGCCGAAACUCGCGCGUUACAUCCUCUCCAGCUAGAAGCAUAUCAGCAAGCAGCAAACAGGCUCAGAAGCACCAAGUGAAGCACAAGGAAACUGAAGACAAUGCUGUUCCCUCGAAAGCUAUUGCUAGUGGCAGCCACAAUCCUCGCACAGCUUCGGCUCCAGUGAGGAGGAUAUCAGCGAACAAGCUUCCCAAUCAUCAAGGGGCCCAGGAAGUUGAAGAAAAGGCGGCAGAUGGCGGAAACCAAAACCCUCGUACCACCUCGUCGCCAGCAAGGAGGCUAGCAUCGAGUAAGCUACCGCAACGGUAUCAAGCAAAGUACAAGAAGGAAGCGAGAACCAACACGGCAGAUGCUCAAGAGGCUCCGAAAAAGAAAAAUUCGCCUGCACUGACCAUAAAUGAGUCCAAUUCUGACGAUGUGUCGACUCUGCAUGUAUUGGCAACCUCACCAACCAGGCGAACCAGACCCAAACCAAAGCCAGAGACUAGAGUGAACAUUGGCAACAGUUCGACAUUUUCCAAGAAGAAAUGGACUUCUGCCGCUCAUCGCUCUACUGUUGCUGCCUCUCGCAAUUCGGCGGCAGCCUUACCGGUAGCGACAACUUAUCCUGGUACUCGCUCAGCUACUGUGAAAAAAACGAAAGUGGGCCUUACAUCUUCGUCUGAAUCAGCGAACACUGUUUCAAGGGAAGUAGCUGAUUCUGGCUUCGAGGCCAAGCCGACAGGUCACACCAGUCGCAUUAGCUCUCGUGCCAAGCAGGCGAUGCGAUUCAAGAAUCGUUCGCCACCUUUGCCUUCCACUUCUCAAAUCAUGAAUGUCGUCACAAGUGGGGACCAACUUCUUCAAGCAACAACAGAGCCGAAAAAGGAACUCCCAAAGGCAUCGAACAUUACCUCCGAGCGCGAUCAAAGGAAGUACAACAUUCAGUCUACAGAACAUGCAAAGCAGCCUUCACACGUCGUGCUGACAUCGGAUUCAACAAGCGUUACAUCUACGAUUUCGGGAAGCACCGGUCAGCGCCAGAAACCAACCCAAGCAACGACAAAGCAACAAGCAAGGCCCAAAAAUUUCCAGAUUGACACAGCCCUUUCCAUUAGUAAGUCUUCCUCUAAAGGCUCUGGAUCUUCUGGAGAUGAAGACUCGUUACGUGCUGGCAUUUUUUCGGUGGGGAAACAACAGGAGCCUUCUCGCCGUUUGACGGAACUGCGCCAGGUCUUGCACCGGCCACGUGUACACAACCGUGGAAGAACGCCGAAAAACACUGGGCCCAUGAAAAGUGUGUUUGACUUCUAUGAUGAAAAGAAAGUGGCUGAUCCGGUUGCCAGAGCUGGCUUGAGGCUUCUUUCAGGGUCUGUUGUCCCUAUUCAAGCGGCGGUUCGUCGCUUUUUGGUUGGGAGAAGACUGUUGACUCAAUGGUGGGCUGCCCUGGUUAUCCAAUCCCGCUACAGAGCGUACGCUCAGGAAAUGCGUUACGAAUCGCAACGAUACUGCGCGAUUCAAAUUCAGAGGGUUGUCCGAGGUAUGCUGGUAUGGCAACGCUUGUGCUUGGAGGACUACUGCGCAACUGAGAUACAGAGGAUUGUACGAGGACACCAGGCGUCGAUGAAGUGUUAUGCAGUGAUCUACAGUGUGACUGUUGUUCAAGCUCACUGGCGUAGACGACAAGCACAACGCGAGGCCAAUCGUCGGUACUUGUCUCUUAUCUACAUCCAGGCAUGGGCUCGGGGUACCAUGUGGCGUCAGACAUUGGAGCUCCAACACUUGUGCGCAACGGAGAUUCAACGUCAUGUCCGUGGUCACCAGGCAACGAUGCAAGUCUAUGAAGAGAUCUACAGAAUCACUGUAAUUCAGACCUUUGUUCGCCGAAAACAAGCAGUUGCCUUGAUGGACAGAAUGAGAAAGGAACGGGAUCAUUGGGCCUCAGUCACGAUCCAGCGUUAUGUCCGAGGUCAUUUGGCUAUGCUGUUUGCCUAUGAGGAGAUCUACAGAAUCACUGUAAUUCAGAACUUUGUUCGCCGAAAACAAGCAGUUGCCUUGAUCGACAGAAUGAGAAAGGAACGGGAUCAUUGGGCCUCAGUCACGAUCCAGCGUUAUGUCCGAGGUCACUUGGCUAUGCUGUUUGCCUAUGAGGAGAUCUACAAGAUUAUUGCUGUCCAGAGCUUCGUGCGUCAAAGGCAGGCCGUGGCCUUUGUUAACAGAAUAAAGCAGGAGAGAAAGCAGCGGGCUUGUGUAACAAUCCAACGCCAUGUUCGAGGUUACUUGGCUGUGUUGUACGUCUACGAAGAAAUCUACAAAGUAAUGAUUGUGCAAAAUCUUGUCCGACGCCGAAGAGCCAUCCAGCUAGCGUCGAAGCGAAUGAAUGCCUUGAUUCUCAUCCAGUCUCAGUGGCGAAUGUACCAAGUGCAAAGCUCCCUAAUGGAGCAAACCUUUGCUGCUGUUGAGAUUCAACGAAUUGUUCGUGGCUACCUAAGCACGAUGGUCGUCUAUGAAGACAUCUACAAAAUUACCGUCGUUCAGAAUUGCUGGCGAGCGGUUAAAGCUAGACGACAGGCAAUGGUGCGACGUCGACUUGCUCUCCUGGUUGGAACUGCUGCACGCGGAUACAUUGCAAGGAAAGACUACCAGUUCAAGCGGCAGAAAGCGAUCAUCAUUCAAUCCGCUUGGCGUUCAUUCUACUGCCGACUCCUUUACCAGUUCAAACUCAUUGAUAUUAUUGUCUUGCAGAGUCUGUGGAGACGGCGGUCGGCUUCCAAGUUUGUCCGCAAGAAACGCAGUGACUUGUUUCAUCAGAAGAGAGUUAACGCGGCUACGAUGAUCCAAUCCCAAUGGCGAUCAUUUUCUGCCGCUCUUUCCUACCUUCUCUUCUUGUCCAAUGUGAUCACGGUCCAAAGUGUGGUGCGCAGGUGGCUUGAUAUUCGGCGUGUUACAGCCUACAAGACAGAGUAUUCCUUACGAUUGCAACGGAUGGCCAGAGGGUUCAUUGCAAGGAGCCAAGCAAGUGCCAGAAUGUACCUCAUUGUAUCCCUUCAAAGCCUUACACGUGGGUUGCUUCAGAAAAGGAAAUAUUUGCACAUGCGCGCUGUCCGCAGGGAAACUGGUGCAAUUGCAAUCCAGAAAACUUGGAGAGGAUUUGUGUGCAGGGCUGACUACAUGUUCACCAUUGCAGAUGUUGUCAUUGUUCAAUCAUUGGCGAGGAAAUGGCGUGCAACUUUAAACGUCAACCAGCUAAGGGAGGAGCGCCAGCAUCAGCUUGAAGUCAAGUCAGCCACUAUGAUCCAGGCCCAAUGGAAGUCAUUUAGUGCUGCAAUGGCAUACUUGCUUUAUCUCUCCAAUGUCAUCACCGUACAAACUGUGGCACGGCGGUGGUUUGGUACACGACAUGUUACAGCCUACAAGACAGAGUAUUCCUUACGAUUGCAACGGGUGGCCAGAGGGUUCAUUGCAAGGAGACAAGCAAGUACCAGAAUGUACCUUAUUGUAUCCCUCCAAAGCCGUACGCGUGGGUUGCUUCAGAAAAGGAAAUAUUUGCACGUGCGCGCUGUCCACAGGGAAAAGGCUGCAAUUGCAAUCCAGAAAAUUUGGAGAGGAUUUGUGUGCAGGGCUGACUACAUGUUCACCAUUGCAGAUGUUGUCAUAGUUCAAUCUAUGGCGAGGAAAUGGCGUGCAAUUUUAAAAGUCACUCGGCUAAGGGAGGAGCGCCAGCAUCAGCUUGAAGUCAAGUCGGCCACUAAGAUUCAGUCUCAGUGGAGGUCAUUCAAUGCAACAAUGACGUACUUGCUGUAUCUCUCCAAUGUUAUCAUUGUUCAAAGUGUGGCUCGGCGUUGGUCUGGAAUACGGCAGGUUGGAGCCUACAGGACAGCAUAUGCCACACGGCUGCAAAGAGUUGCUAGAGGCUUCUUGGGCAGAACUAAUGCGCGCAGAAAGAUGAAGGCAGUUGUCUCGUUGCAAAGCUUCAUCAGAGGCUUCCAUCAGCAGAAGCAAUACCGUCAACUUCAGCAACAACGGCGAGAGAACGCUGCGAUUGUUCUCCAAGCAGCCUGGAGAAGCUUUGUGAGUCGCACUGACUACAUGUUUGCCGUUGCCGACAUUGUCAUCGUGCAGACGUUGGUGAGAAGGUGGUCAGCGAAGCGAUACGCGCAGCGACGACUAGAGGAACUCAAGCUUUGGGCUGCUGGUAUCAUUCAAGUGCGAUGGAAGCUCCACAAAAGCCACAUGGCAUUCCGACUCCUGCUGCAACAAAAUAAGUCUGCCAGAAUCAUUCAAGCAGGGUGGAGAAUGUAUUGGGACUGGUCAUCAUUCAUGAUUAGCUAUCAGAGCAUGGUUCUGAUUCAAGCCGCAGUGCGCGGUUUUUUGGUCAGGUGCAAGUUCUCCGAGUCCAUAUGGAAUGUGUCACUUCUACAAGCUAGGGCUCGUGGGUUCUUGGGAAGGCAGAAGGCGGCGGGAUUGAAGAUGGCCUCCCAUCAAAUCCGCCUGGCUGCAAAAAUUUCAGAAGAAGAAUCAUCAGCCGCCACUGCUCUUCAAUCUCGAUUCCGUUCUUUUGUCGCACGAGAUGUUUACGUGAAGUAUGUGUCUGCACGUAUGAUUCAGGCUGCGCACCGAGGACACACCGCGCUUAUCCGCUAUCGGGGUGAGAGGCAACGACUGCGAGAAUUUGAUUCGUCGUGCUGUAUCCAAUCCCACUGGAGGAAGUACAAAGCACAUGUUGCUUAUCUGAAACAAAGGCAACUAUUUCGUGCCGCUACAAAGAUCCAAGCUGCCUGGCGAGGAUUUCUGGAGUACACGGAUUACAUGUUUAUCAUAUGCGAUCUGAUCAGAUUCCAGAGUCUGGUUCGAUGUUUCAUUCAGCGGAAACGCUACCUCAAGAUGCGCGCAGAUCUUCAUUGUAGAUCUGCGACUGCUCUACAGACCAUGUGGCGGAGAUUCCAUGCGCGAACAGUUUACCAAGAAACCAUGGAAGAAAUCCUCAUAUCUCAGGCAUAUGUGCGGGGUUGGAUAGCUAGGAAGCGAUUCGGCACCGAGGUGAGGUUGAAGCGUGAGCAGGAAGCUGCGAGUGCUCUUCGCAUUCAGCAGCAGUGGAGAUUGAAGAGUGCUACAUCUAUGCUCAAGAAGCAUCGUUGUGCAAGGUCAAUCCAGAACUGUUGGCGAAUGUGUCGAGCUGAGAGAGAACUUGAGACGCUCCUUCUCGAGUAUGUGGCUGCAGCACGGAUUCAGGCUGCUUGGCGUGGUUUCCUUGCUUUUACCAACUACCUCUUCACGAUUAGCGACAUUAUCAGAGUACAAAGCUUGGCGCGGCGCCGAAAUGCACGGCGGGAAUUCCUGGCUUUGCACGAUGCCAUGGCCCAAAGCGCUGCGACGAAGCUUCAAACGCAAUGGCGAUGCUUCUUUGCUCGAAAGAAGUUCGUUCAUGCAAAGACCAGCGAAGCGGCCAGAAAGAUUCAACUUGCUUGGAGAUCCUACAAGGCUCGGGAACUUCUCGUCCUGAUGAUGGGCGAGUUUGUGGCUGCGUCUUUAAUCCAAGCAGCAUGGCGGGGACACAAAACCCGCCAUAAAUACAGGAUGGACCUGGCUGAAGUAAUCAAAGUGCAAACUUUGAUCCGUGGUUUCAUCGCCAGGAGAAGAUUCAAACAAGAAAGAUGCCACAAAUCGGUUGUGGUGCUGCAAAGUGUUUUUAGGGCUUGCCUAACAUGCAAACAGUAUCGCAGAAAUAAGACAAACAUUGUGGUCGUUCAAGCCCUUGCAAGAAGAUUGAUUUCAAAACGACUCAAGCAAGACCUUCAACACAACAAGAACAUAAAGUGCGCCAUGGUGUUGCAGAGGAAUUGGCGACGCCGCAAGUGCGAGUGCGAGUACCACCACACUCAGACCGACAUCAUCACCGUGCAAAGCAUCAUCAGACGCCGACUGGCACAAUUGAAAUAUGAAGCUUUCAUGUCGGAAAGGCGCGAUCAAGCUGCCAUUGUUUUGCAGAAAACAUGGCGUGGCUUCUCGGCAUACGCUGCGUUUGUUGUUGCCAUGUGUGACGUUAUUGCCAUCCAGAGCUGUGUUCGUCGCUUGAUAGCCAAAAGAGAAUUGAACCGACUGCGAUGCACGAGGGACAUGAACAGUGCACUAUCAAUUCAGAAAACCUGGAGGAUGUACUUCUGCAAGACGAACUACGACUUCAUCAUUACCGAUGUUAUCAGGGUACAAUCCCAGGCGCGGAAGUAUAUUGCAGCCAAAGAAUUCGCCAUCCGACGGCGCGAGCGUGAACACAAAUGCGCUACUGUCAUCCAGAAAUCGUGGAGAGCUUUUUACUGCAUGACGAACUAUGACUUUGUGCACGCGGAUGUUAUCAAAGCUCAGAGUCAAGUGCGAUCGUACCUUGCCAAGCAAGAAUUCUCGAAGCGAUUGCAAGUUCAACGGGCCGCCUCUGCUUGUCUCAUUCAAAAGAUUUGGCGUGGCUAUUUUGCAACCCUCUACUACGAAUUGGUUCGUAGCGACAUUAUACGGCUCCAAAGGUAUUGGCGUAAUGUGCUGCGAAAGAUGGAACGAGAGCAAGCUGAGCUCGAACGACGUAAUGCUUCAUCGAUCACUAUUCAGAGGACAUGGCGGGGUUACCUGAUUUACACAACUUAUGCCAUUCUCUACUCCGACGUCGUCAAGGUUCAAUCCUUAGCUCGUGCUCUCAUCGCACGACAGGUGUGCAAAGCCCGGAGAUCUGAGCGACAGAAUGGAGCAGCAACAAUUAUUCAAUGCACGUUCCGUGGAUGGACAGAGCGCAAAUAUACAGCUGAGAAGAAGGGAUCCAUUGUGACUAUUCAGCGCUGUUGGCGUGGAUACAAGGAACGUCUUGGGCUUUUCAUUGCGUGGGAAAAACACGUUGCACAAAUCAACCAUGCUGCAACUCAGGUUCAGAAAACCUGGAGGGGUUACCAACUGCAACAACAACACCUCUACACAGUCGGAUCAGUGAUUCAGAUCCAAAGUCUGUUCAGGAGGUAUUUGGCAAGGAGUCUCCAAGAACAACGACAGCUUGCAGCAAUCCAAAUCCAAGCAGCUCAAAGGAGGUUGAGCUGCCGAAUGAAGGUCUUGAAGCACCUUGCCAAUCUCUUGGCCCACUCGGUACGAAAUAACCCUGCACCACCGGCAGCCUUGACAAUCCAGUGCGCGUGGAGAAAUAUGCGUCUGCAGAAGAGGAUCCAUUGUAGGAUGCUCGAAAUGCGGGCCAUUAGGGAAUUGGCAGCCAUUCGAAUCUCGUCUUUCUUUAUGAUGGUCCACGGCGUUCGGGUUGUCGAGAAAAUGAGAGUAUUGGAGGCGAAACAAGAGGCGGCUACAACGAUCCAAUUGUGGUAUCGUGUUGCUAGUAGAGUUCGCAACAGGCGACGUGCCCGGGCUGGACGUAAGAUUCUCAAAUUCCUCAAGUUGGUCAAGGAAGAAGUCGAUCGAGCAGUGAGGGCAGAGGUCAAGAAACGAAAGUUCCGAAACAAAAUGAGAAACAGGACGAAGGAGUUUGACGAUGAGAUGCUCGAGACAGCAUGGUUAAAGGUUGACGAAACUGAACCGAGACGCCAGCCCUCGAGGAAGUCAAGGUCAACCAUUCAUCGUUCAAAUUCGAUUUCGUCUGACCUUUCGUUUGACGACGAUGAAGCUUAUGCUAUGAUGGAAGCGUCAGUUCGCAGCAGCCGCACGUAUUCUCAUUCUCAUCGUCGUGGGGGUGAUGAUGGAAGCGUCCAUGGAAGCGUCCAUCCAGGGGAUUAUGAACGGUCUGAAGACCCGUACCACUUUGACAAGUACGGACCUCCUCGUGUAACCAGGUCUGGCUCUAUGCGAUAUGACGAGGAAGUUUUAGUUGCAAGGCACCCACCGCCAAUUGGUAGGAGAAGCAACCCACCACUGCCACCUCCAGUGGCUGUUAUGCCAAGGUAUCCCAAUCACAAUGACUACUAUGUGAUCAGUGCCAAUGACUACUACGACAUGGCGCCGGCUCCUUCCGCGUACAGAUUGCCACCACCUCGUAUGAAGAGGUUCAGUCACCAGCAGAUUGAACAAGACUUAUCGCUUGAAGAGGCCUACCUUGAUAUGGAGAUUAACGAAGCCAAGGAGAGGAGAAUGGCCGACAAGCUGAUGAAGCAACAACAGAAACGAUCUCGAUCAAGAAGCCGUAACAGAUCGAGUAGCAGCAGCGCCAGCGUGAAAUCAAGCGGUGGGAGUAGCGUGAGAUCCAGUAGCAGGGCCAGGUCAGGAUCCCACCAACCUUCUUCCACAAGAUCCAGCAGCAAGCUUCGAUCCAGCAGCACUGUACGAUCCAGCAGCACUGCACGAUCUGUCAGCCACAGCCACAGCAGCCAUGUCAGAUCCAGCAGUGCUGUUAGAGGAGGGUCCCGAUCCAGCAGUUCUGUCAGAGGUGGUUCCAGUCGACCCCGUGGAGGUGGGAGCGAAUACCAUGGCUCUAUCCCACGAGAUCGAGAUGGUUCGCGACGGGGCAGUCGAAGUCAUGCCGCCCCAUUGAGAAUGGAUGAUAGGAGGAGAGGCGAUGGCAUGUGA
Messenger RNA from Seminavis robusta, 10767 nucleotides. NCBI's taxonomy places the organism in Eukaryota, Bacillariophyta, Bacillariophyceae, Naviculales, Naviculaceae. The record is from the annotation of a GenBank genome assembly.